AUUUUCUGUCAUCAAAAGGGGCGAACAGUCUGCCUUAAGAAAUCUUCGCUAUAAACAUCCCUGCAUUCGUGACGAGGCGAUAUUACGCGUUCACGAGGUGGUUAAACGUGAGACUCGCUCCCGGUAAGACGUCGGUCUGACGAUCGCCCUUGUACGGUCGGAAAAAGCCGCACCAUCGUGAGGAAAGUGAAGCACGUCGGAGCCGAGGUAUCGUAACAGUGUCCUGCACGAGAUGCGCCACGAUUACCCUCGAAAAUCUGCCCCUUUUUGAGGUUAUGUGUCGCAUAUAGAGGGCGUCGCAAUAGGUGCCAGGGGUUCAGGGUUGGUCGCUGUUUCGCGCGCAGGACUCCCGCGCUCUGACAUCCACGUCCUCUGUUUUUUAUUAAAAAUAUUGGUAAUUUGGGGCUCGCGCGCAUCGCAAAACGGUUUGUAAAAGAGCUGGAUGAAUUAUCCGAUCGUUUAAAUAGACGUCGGACGAAAAUCGCUAGUCGACACGUCGAAUCAAAGGCCGCCAAAAGAGACGUGCAUUAUGGCGAUCGGAUGCUCGUGAGCUUCGCGCGCUCCUUCACUUUUCCGCAUUUUCCUGGAAAAAUCGUCGUGCCUGGAUCGGGAAAAUCUAGCGGACGCUUCAUCCAAGAGUCCCCGCUAUCAGGAACACUUUGAGAAAAUUUAUUCCGACAGCAAAUAUUUUUCGUACACGUCGACAAUUCUACGAGCACGAUGCCACAGAGUUUGCAGGAGAACAAAACUUAUUUGCAUGGAAGCAAGACACAGGUCUUAAAGCGGAAGAGGCGGGCUACAGAAAUCCCAGAGGAUUCGGAAAACAUUUAUCCACCCAAUAAAGUGCCAACACUGUCCAAUACCUCAUAUUCAGAAUCCUGUCAAACUACACAAUCAGCAGACACUGCAUGCAAUCUUCAGCAUCAAACAUCUCCACUAAAAGAACAGCAAGAACCAGCCACAUGGUCCGAAUUGAGAAGUGCAACCUGCUUCUUGACACCAUCAGCUUCCAACAGCUCAUCCAGCAGACCUAGUCCAUUACCAUCUCUUCCCUGGGCUGAUGGCUCCCAGGUGUGGUCCGACAUGUGUCUUGGAGAUCAUAAGACUGUACUUCAGAGAGAUCCAGACAUGUUUCAAAAGCAUCCAUCACUGCAGCCACGGAUGAGGGCAAUUUUGUUGGACUGGUUAAUUGAAGUCUGUGAAGUGUACAAACUACAUAGAGAAACUUAUUAUCUCGCCAUGGAUUAUAUAGACAGAUUCUUGUCUCUUCACAAUGAGCCAGUACCCAAAAAUCAGUUGCAACUUAUAGGAAUUACUUGUCUUUUUAUUGCGUCCAAGGUUGAAGAAAUAUAUCCACCGAAAAUUGCGGAAUUUGCAUACGUCACUGAUGGUGCCUGCACAGAGGACGAAAUUCUGGGAAAAGAGUUACUAAUUCUGAAAGGACUUGGGUGGAAUUUGUCCCCAAUAACCGCUCCGGGAUGGUUAAACGUUUACAUGCAAAUCGAGUCAAGCGAUUCUUCCAGACCGAAUACCUUCAUAUAUCCGCAGUACGGCGGACUGCAGUUUUCUCAAGCAGCCCAACUGUUGGAUUUGGCAACUCUCGACGAAGGUUGCUUGAAAUUCUCUUACAGCUACAUUGCUGCAGCGGCGAUUUAUCACACACAGGGCAGGGAAUGCGCAUUGAGGGUAUCCCGGCUCACAUGGGAGCAACUUGCUCCUUGCGUGAAGUGGCUCACGCCGUUCGCCACUAUCGUCGCGGAAGAGGAGUCCCAAUCUCUGCUAAAGUCCACGAUUACGUCUAUCGAGUCAAAUUCCGGAUCUGGACUGAGGGCCACCGUACCUAAUCUUGUUGUAGACGAGUCGCAUCGUAUACAGACUCAUGUGGUUGAUUUAAAUAUGCUGGAGAAGGCGCAGCAACGAUUAACCCGGAAUGUCCCGAGCGACUAUGUGAACGAUUCGGACGCGAACGCCGAGUCCGGUAGGCAGAGUCCGAACGAGAGCGGGCUUCUGACCCCUCCGUCCAGCGAUCAAAAAAAUUCUCCGUUGCCUACGUAUCCUUCACCACAGUUACAGCCUUACACAUAAUAUUCACGUACGCUUUAUGCUACGAUACGGUAAAUUGUUUUAUAUUCAGUAUCCGACCAUAAGUUAUCCAGCAGUCGUGCAACAACGAUUUGCGCAAAAAAAAAAAAAAAAAAAAAACCUGAGUUACGUACCUCGGAAAGUAUAUAACCGUAUGUA
Pseudomyrmex gracilis is the source of this 2241-nucleotide messenger RNA. It is a transcript of the gene CycE, whose product is annotated as G1/S-specific cyclin-E1. Gene Ontology annotation, molecular function: cyclin-dependent protein serine/threonine kinase regulator activity. Gene Ontology annotation, biological process: G1/S transition of mitotic cell cycle; regulation of cyclin-dependent protein serine/threonine kinase activity. The coding region runs from base 721 to 2085 and encodes 454 amino acids. The record is from RefSeq and is a predicted model, not a curated record. The transcript is spliced from 4 exons. Gene Ontology annotation, cellular component: centrosome; nucleus; cytoplasm. NCBI's taxonomy places the organism in Eukaryota, Metazoa, Arthropoda, Insecta, Hymenoptera, Formicidae.